AUGGCGGCGGGCGGCAGACCACGCGACUAUGACCACCUGUUCAAGCUGGUCCUAAUCGGAGAUUCCGGUGUGGGCAAGUCUUGCCUUCUUCUGCGGUUUUCCGACGAUGCAUUCACCGAGAGCUACAUCACGACGAUCGGCGUCGAUUUCAGGUUUCGAACCAUCAAUGUCGACAACGAAAUCGUCAAGCUUCAGAUUUGGGACACGGCGGGGCAGGAGCGCUUCCGCACCAUCACCAGCGCGUACUACCGAGGCGCCGACGGCAUCGUUCUCGUCUACGAUGUAACCGACAGAGAUUCUUUCGGCCACGUCGACGAGUGGCUAGCUGAAGUCAAUCGAUACGCGAACGAGAACACGUGCAAGAUCCUCGUCGGGAACAAAUGCGAGAAGGCGGACGACCGCCAAGUGUCUGCUGAAGAGGGACAGAGGAAGGCAGAAGAGCUUGGAAUUUCCUUCAUCGAGACAUCGGCGAAAAAUGCAAUCAACGUCGAUGAGGCGUUCACCGUUGUGGCCCGGGAGUUGAUCAAGAUGAAGCAAUCAGCAAGUGCUGCGGGAGGACGAAGUGCGGGGCCGCAGGGAAUGAGAAUCGCCAGUCAGCCAACAGGCGCCGAGAACCGAGCCAUGGCCCAGCGGAGUGGCAACUGUUCCUGCUAG
Molecule: messenger RNA, 654 nt
Organism: Neospora caninum
Lineage: Eukaryota; Apicomplexa; Conoidasida; Eucoccidiorida; Sarcocystidae
Product: putative Ras family domain-containing protein
Exons: 10
Coding region: 1-654 (217 amino acids)
Biological process (GO): protein secretion; regulation of exocytosis
Molecular function (GO): GTP binding; GTPase activity
Source: RefSeq, a predicted model, not a curated record